CAGAGACUCACGUGCUUCCCAUCUAGCGCUGCUGGAGCGGCUCAUGACGAACGCGAAUGACGUCUUGGAUGGCGGUAUGCCUCGUCGCAUGCAAAGAGCAUCCAGAAUGAUCGUCGGGCAAUUCCGAAUUAUCUUGGUGGGUAUCGCACGCUUCUCGACGGGACAGAGCGUUUUGGUGGUCUUGCGACGGACUUUGACUCUCGAUACAGAUGGGCGAUUUCGAGUGUCCGUGUGCCUUUUGAUCCAAUCUGGGCUGCCCCUUUGGCUGAAACCGUAUUGGUAGUAGUAGUGAUGCUCUGCAGCUCAAAAUGCGCUUCCGCUCCCACGGUCUGGGUCGCACCGUGCUCUGUCUGCUGCUCGUUCGUGUGUGCUUCUCCUGU
This is a messenger RNA of Ceraceosorus guamensis, 380 nucleotides long. RefSeq lists its product as hypothetical. Bases 44 to 283 code for a protein of 79 amino acids. Lineage: Eukaryota; Fungi; Basidiomycota; Exobasidiomycetes; Ceraceosorales; Ceraceosoraceae. The transcript has a single exon. The record is from RefSeq and is a predicted model, not a curated record.